GGUUCAGUUCUAAAAUGAUUAUUUGUACAUUCAGACGUAGACAAAUUAAAAAAUAAUAAAUUUAAUUUAAUUUAAAGAAAUCAUAUUUUUUGUAUGUGUUUAUUUUGAUGUUAAUUUUUUAUCAAAAACAUAUUUUUUACGAAUAAAUAUACAGCUGAUAGGAAAACAAAACAGUGAAAUUUCAGAACGCACUGCAAGUGCAACAGCGAAAUACUACACCGCGCACCAUCGGUCGGCGAAAAAAAUUAAAAAAGUCCUCCAUAUUUGCCUGUGCGGUAUUUUACCUGUGCCUAAAUUUGAAAACUAGAGUGUGUACAAAAUUCAACAGUGUGGCUAAGGUGACGCCGUUCCCGAGCAUGACUUAUUCCGGAAGGAAUAAAUUCGAGAUCGCUCGGUUUUCGAGCGACGAUGAGAACCACAUAAACAAAAAGCUCCCCAAGGAGCUGCUGCUGAGGAUACUCUCCUACCUCGAUGUGGUCUCGCUGUGCAGGUGCGCUCAGGUGUCAAAGCUAUGGAACAUCCUCGCGCUGGACGGCUCCAACUGGCAGAGGAUAGACCUGUUCGAUUUCCAGCGGGACGUGGAGGGUCCGGUCAUAGAGAACAUCUCACUCCGCUGCGGUGGCUUUCUCCGGCAACUGUCGCUGAGAGGCUGCGAGAGCAUCGCCGAUGGUUCCAUUAAGACUUUAGCGCAGUCGUGCCCCAACAUCGAGGACCUGAACCUGAACAAGUGCAAGAAGGUGUCGGACGUGGCGGUUCAGGCGAUCGGCCGCCGGUGCUCCAAGUUGCAGAAAAUCAACCUCGACUCGUGCCCCAGCGUCACAGACAUUUCACUGAAAGCUCUGUCGGACGGAUGUCCGCUGCUAACCCACGUGAACGUGUCGUGGUGUCAGUCCAUCACUGAGAACGGAGUGGAGGCACUCGCGAGGGGUUGCCCCAAGCUUAAGAGCUUUAUAUGCAGAGGGUGCAAGAACGUGAACGACAAGGCGGUGUCCUGCCUCGCCACCUACUGCCCGGACCUCGAGGUACUCAACGUGCAGGGCUGCGAUAGCCUCACGGACGAGUCCAUCGGCCGACUGGGCGGCGCGCUGCGGCGCCUGUGCGUGUCGGGCUGCGGCCGCCUCACGGACGCCGCGCUCGCCGCGCUGGCCGCGCACUGCCCCGCGCUCGCCACGCUGGAGCUGGCGCAGUGCGCGCUGCUGAGCGACGCGGGCUUCCAGGCGCUGGCGCGGAGUUGCAGAAUGUUAGAGCGCAUGGACCUCGAAGAGUGUGUUCUGAUAACGGACGCAACGCUCGUGCACCUGGCGAUGGGCUGUCCGCGGCUAGAGAAAUUGACGCUAUCCCACUGCGAACUAAUAACGGACUACGGCAUCAAGCAACUGUCCUUGUCGCCGUGUGCCGCUGAGCACCUUACAGUACUCGGCCUAGACAACUGCCCGCUGGUGACGGACGGCGCGCUGGAACACCUGGCCUCGUGCCACAACCUCCAGCUCAUCGAGCUCUACGACUGCCAGAUGGUCACCAGGAACGCGAUCCGAAAGCUGAGGAACCACCUCCCCAACAUCCGAGUACACGCGUACUUCGCGCCCGUCACGCCGCCUGUCACUGGAGGUGGCGCUCGGCCUCGUUACUGCCGCUGCUGCAACAUCAUAUGAGAGCCCACAGUAGCCCACAGUGUGCCCACAGCCUGCCCACAGUGCGCCCACAGCCCGCCCACAGUGUGCCCGCAUCGUGCCCACAGUGGGCCCACAGUGGGCCCACAGGGGCUAACGCUCGCGGGCCCUACGGUGCGUAUACUGAACUGUUUCGGCCUCGGGGACUUUAGGUCGAGUGUGAUAACGACUUUCUUAUCUAGGUUCUAAAUUUAUAUACCGUAUGGUCUGGGGCAGUAAAGCCCGAGUCGGAGAAGUUGGGGCAGAUUGGACUUGUUUGUUUCAAACGAGGUGAAUGAGCGAAGUAAAACAACGAAACAAUACUUGAAUGUGUACAACAAUACAUUUAAUACAAUGUAAAAUUUUG
Messenger RNA from Melitaea cinxia (Glanville fritillary), 2016 nucleotides. Its product is annotated as F-box/LRR-repeat protein 20. The transcript is spliced from 13 exons. Gene Ontology annotation, cellular component: SCF ubiquitin ligase complex. The coding region runs from base 357 to 1652 and encodes 431 amino acids. The record is from RefSeq and is a predicted model, not a curated record. Lineage: Eukaryota; Metazoa; Arthropoda; Insecta; Lepidoptera; Nymphalidae. Gene Ontology annotation, molecular function: protein binding. Gene Ontology annotation, biological process: SCF-dependent proteasomal ubiquitin-dependent protein catabolic process.